AUGCCGCGCCAGGUAUCGUUUUCCGUGAAAUGCGCCGACACUCGUGUUGGCCUGCAUGUCCGAGUAGUAGGAAGCAUUGGUGCGCUCGGCUCAUGGGACACGCACAAAGGUCUCGUGCUGCACACCUCAGCGAGCGACUUCCCUGUGUGGAAGCAGACGGACAUCCUCCCCUUAGAGGAGGGAGCAGUCGUCGAGUACAAGUACGUCAUCUGCGACAACAAUGGUCGCGGUGUUCGAUGGGAGGAGCGCGUGAAUCGAGCUGUCCACAUCGCUGAUCUUGUCAAACGAGACGUCGUGCCGCCAACCGGUGGAGUCUCCAUCAUAGAGAACUUCGUCGCCUACGACCCUGACGAGUUGCGCUUCAGGUCGGCGAAAGGCGCCUUUGGCGAUCGCCGGUCCUCCUCCUCUCGCCUUCAGUCCAAGCUUUCCGGGGAAGGCAGCCAGAUUUUCCCAGAAGGAUCGACCGGAGGCCUCCAGACUACUGCCUCUUUGUCAGACCUGCUCGCACCCACCAUCCGUGAACGGAGGCCAUCGAAAGUAGCGCUUGACUGCUUGGGCGGCUAUCGGCGCGAUUCUGCCUCGAACCUGGGCGAGCUGGCGGAUGGAGGCUAUGCUGGUGCUCCCGAAUGCGUGUCUGAGCCGUGGGUGCCUUCGCCACAGGCUUCCAGUACAGGCGCAGGUGGCGACAACAUCAUGGUUCGAGAGGAAAGCUGCUCCAACCUCUUCAGCGACUUAGUAGACACAGAGGAGAAUAUUCCAGACAAGUCUGACUUUGAGAACAAGUACGCUCUGGUGGGGAACGGGCCACUGGGCGAGGGCACCUUCGGACUGGUCUGGAGGUGCACUCUAAAGUCUGGCUCGGGCCCUCACAAGGAGAUGGCAGCCAAAAUAGUACGCAAGGGACGCUUGCAGCCCAGAGACAUGAAGUAUUUGCUGGGAGACGAUGGUGAGGCGACUACCGUUGCUGCCCCUUUCGGAUCCAGCAUGACCUUGCCCGAAAGCAUCCCGUUAUCGAGAGCAUGUCACUGGCUGCAAGCUAACCAUGCCUGUGCAUCAGGCCACUCAAAGCCGAUGGCUGAGAACAUAGUUUUUGCGCCUCCACGGCUACUGGAAUUGGGGCGAGAAGAAGCAGAUCAUGAUCUACAGCCCAGCUUCAGGAGUCUGUCGGUGACUGCCCUGCCUUUGCAGGCUCAAGGCGCUGCUCCAGGAGACUCUGAUUCCGGUGGAGUUGCAGAUGUAGCAGCAGCACUUGAGAAGAGGGAGCAAGAGAUUGCGAGGCGCCUUGCUGCUCUGAAGGCUGCCAGCCAAGACGGCGAUAGCCCUUCAGGACUCCAAGAAAUUCCAGGUAUCUCCAGUGGCCAGGUUGCAGUUCAAUGGGCCCGCGAUCUCAGAGGAGCAAGGAUGCUGUCAGCUCCUGUGACCCAAAGCCAGGCCACAGCCACUUCGGACUUUCCAGCCUUCGCAGCACCCAGGCUGCGUCAGGAGAAAGUUGACUGGGAGGUGCCGCAGAGCAUUCUGGACCGACUUGCACUGGCCUAUGACGAGGAUCCACAAUCGGUGCGCCGCACUCCGCAGCAGUCCAGGUUUGCAUGGACGGGCGUGAUGGAUGCAGCCAGGGCUGCCUGGAUCGGUGGGACGCAGCUUCUCCAAUACGGGGAGCUUCUCCCUGCUGGCACCGAGAAAGCUUUGGCUCUCAUGGCACCAGGUUUACACUUCCUCCCUCAGGGUAUGCCCGGCCGAAAUCACGAGGUGGCGCUUGAGCUUGGCAUGGGGCGCGGGCGCGUUGGCCUUCAUCUCUUCCUCGCAGGGGCCACCGUUCUAGGUGUGGAGCUGGCCUGGCAGCGAUUCUCUUUGGCAGCAGAUGCCAGUGAACGUCUCAGCCAUCGGUGCCCGGAUCUGUUCAACAUGAGCUUCCUGGAUGCGAAGUUCCGGCUGCUUCGCGUGGGAGGGCCGCCGCAUGCUUUCCUGGAGGCGCGUCACGGCGAUUUCCUGAAGCUGGUAACACCUGAAGAGGUUUCAGCAGCGACGCUGAUCUUCUUGCAUGUUUGCUUGCCAGCAGCCUCUUGGCCAAGCCUGAGGCAGUUCCUGCAGCUCUGUCAGCCUGGCUGCCGAGUGCUGAGCUAUGAGGACCUUCGCAACAUAUGGAAGGGCCAGAAAGAUGAUUUCCCUUUCCAGGACAUCGCAACUCCAGCCUUGGCUUGUAGCUGGGCAGCCGAAGCAGGACACAGGUUUUACUGCUAUCAGCGUCGGGACCUGAACGAGGAAGCGAUGCCGUUGGUCUGGAAUUGGCUGAUGCAAGAGCUUGCCGAGAAAAGUGACGUGCCGAUGUGCAGGGUCAAGCUUCACCUGACUAUGAAGCACCCGCACAUCUGCGAGCUCCUGGAAUAUUUUGAUGAAUCCAGCACCGUGACUCUGAUACUCGAGUACUGCCGUGGCGGCGAUCUUUUCGAUGCCAUCGUGGCCCAGUCAAAGGCUUUCGCGUUCCAGCUCUCAGUUUCCCCAGUCCUGCACAUAUUCACAUCCCCUGGCCAGACAACUGGGCGACGGCGCGCAGCCGCCGCGGCUGAGGCACGGCUUGGCCAGAGCCCAGCCGCAAAUGGCACAAAAGGACAGCCCCAGCAGGAAUCAGUUUCGGCGGAGACGGAUCCACGUGCCGCCGAUCUCAUGCCUGCCUUCGAUCGUGCUCAUGCGGCUGCAGUUGCACGGCAUAAGAACACAGGGGAAGACGCACACCAUGCACCGGCGCUGCGCAAGGCCAAGCGUGCCGUGCAGGAGAGCUUGGAGCGGGGAGACAAUUUGACUCUGUCAUCCCUGCACAUGCUGAAGGGAGUUGGGCAUUGGGUAGUCGGCCAGUUGCGCGGGCAUCUGACUGCCGGACCCGAAAGAGAUGCACCACCGGCCAAGAAGCGCAAGGCAGAGGCAGCCCCGACUCCAAAUUCGUUCACGUGGUGGUACAUCAGCCGAGCCGGUGAGCGUGUGGAAACAAGGAACGAUGCUGAGAUGACGGGACCACCAGGGGGAGAAGUCUUCCGUGUCUCGAUACUACACGCAAGCGGUCGCAUGGAGAAGGCCUGGCUGCCCGAUGCCAAGGCACCUGCGAAAAGUCCGCACGGAUGA
Molecule: messenger RNA, 3117 nt
Organism: Symbiodinium sp. CCMP2592
Lineage: Eukaryota; Dinophyceae; Suessiales; Symbiodiniaceae
Source: the annotation of a GenBank genome assembly